Messenger RNA from Penicilliopsis zonata CBS 506.65, 1176 nucleotides. RefSeq lists its product as hypothetical. The transcript is spliced from 5 exons. Gene Ontology annotation, biological process: mitochondrial ADP transmembrane transport; mitochondrial ATP transmembrane transport. Gene Ontology annotation, molecular function: ATP:ADP antiporter activity. Gene Ontology annotation, cellular component: mitochondrial inner membrane. The record is from RefSeq and is a predicted model, not a curated record. Lineage: Eukaryota; Fungi; Ascomycota; Eurotiomycetes; Eurotiales; Aspergillaceae. Bases 77 to 1012 code for a protein of 311 amino acids.
UCUUGACACUCUUCUUUUUUUUUCUUUUAUCUCCCCUCACUUUUCGUAGCUUGUGUUUUUUAUCACAGCCGCAAAAAUGGCCGCCAAGGAUGACAAGUCCGUCUUCGGACUUCCCGGCUUCGCUGUCGACUUCUUGAUGGGUGGUGUCUCCGCCGCUGUCUCCAAGACCGCUGCCGCCCCCAUCGAGCGUAUCAAGCUCCUCAUCCAGAACCAGGAUGAGAUGCUUAAGGCUGGUCGUCUCGACCGCAAGUACACCGGCAUCAUGGACUGCUUCCGCCGUACUGCUGCCGCUGAGGGUGUCGUCUCCCUGUGGCGUGGUAACACCGCCAACGUCAUCCGUUACUUCCCUACCCAGGCCCUGAACUUCGCCUUCCGUGACACCUACAAGUCGAUGUUCGCCUACAAGAAGGACCGUGAUGGAUACGGCAAGUGGAUGAUGGGCAACCUUGCCUCCGGUGGUGCCGCUGGUGCCACUUCCCUCCUCUUCGUCUACUCCCUGGACUACGCCCGUACCCGUCUGGCCAACGACGCCAAGUCCGCCAAGGGCGGUGGUGACCGUCAGUUCAACGGUCUGGUUGAUGUCUACAAGAAGACCCUCGCCUCCGACGGUAUUGCCGGUCUCUACCGUGGUUUCGGUCCUUCCGUUCUUGGUAUCGUUGUCUACCGUGGUCUCUACUUCGGCAUGUACGACUCCAUCAAGCCCGUCCUCCUGGUUGGCCCUCUUGAGGGUAACUUCCUUGCUUCUUUCCUCCUCGGCUGGACUGUCACCACUGGUGCUGGUAUUGCUUCUUACCCUCUUGACACCGUCCGUCGUCGUAUGAUGAUGACCUCGGGUGAGGCCGUCAAGUACAAGUCCUCCAUGGAUGCUGCCCGCCAGAUCAUCGCCAACGAGGGUGUCAAGUCUCUCUUCAAGGGUGCUGGUGCCAACAUCCUCCGUGGUGUUGCCGGUGCUGGUGUCCUGUCCAUCUACGACCAGGUCCAGCUCAUCCUCUUCGGCAAGAAGUUCAAAUAGACGAUUUAACCCGUCUUAAAACCUGCCCACACCAGUGCAGGCCUGGGGAAGGGGGUGAAUGGUUCCUGACUGGGGGGAGUCCUCUCGGUUAGGGGCUACGAGAAUGUCGUGGAAAUAAAAGAUAGAGAUAUGCGUCAAGGACGGUCACGUUUUACUUGAAGCAU